AUGAACAUCAAGAUCCUGCCGAGAUACAACGUCGAUGGUGUGCACUACUUUCAGCGCCGAUAUACAUCGAAUGUAGAUGCCAACCGCGACCAGUUGAAGUUGGACAGCCGGCAGACUCAACAGAUCAAGAAAGUGUUCAGUGACUUCGAUCCGCAUAUUUCAAUCGAUGUGCAUGAGUUCAUUGCGUCGAAGAUUUAUGGCGGGGAUUACCAGCAUGGUUCAGAUGCGAUGGUCGCAGGUGGCAACAACCUGAACAUACAUCCGAACUCAAGAGAGCAAAUCUUCAAACACUGGAUACCUGCGAUUGGCGAGCGCCUCCAAAGUCACAGUCUUCGUUGGGAAAUGUAUGCCGCUGGAAAGAUGGACUUCACAUCAGGUUCUAGGAUUCUUUUGAAAGAGGCUGCGACUGAACCGGCCAAUGGUCGCAACUCUAUGGGUCUGACACAGAGCAGCACUUUCCUUCUGGAGACGCGUGGGAUUCGCCUAGCAGAUCAACACUUUCAGAGACGUGUUGCCGCCGGCCUUCUUAGUCUCGAGGCCAUCUUGGAGCACGCACGCGACAAUCAUCAAGAGGUGCUGGCCACAGUUCAGGAUGCUCGCAAGGACUUCACCAACAGCAAAGAUGAUAUCGUGGUCACAGACUUCCCAGAACUUAUCAAGCGAUCUUUCACCAUGGUCGACAUGAACAACGGAAGCAUUGUGCAGGUACCCAUCGACUUCUACGACAGUACGCCCGCUACCGCCAAUCUCACCCGCGCAAGACCCGAGGCAUACCUCAUACCGAGAACAUGGAUCCGUAUUGCGGAGCGGCUCCAGAUCCUCGGUCUGGACGUGGAAACCUUGGACUACGAGUAUCGUGGCGCGGUAGAGGUGUAUAACAUCACAUCGAGCUCCCUAGCUACUGAGAUCACCGAGGGCCACGUUCUCAAUACCGUCACGACAGAGGCACUCGUCAACUUGCCAGCAGGUAGCUUCCUGGUCAGCACGAGGCAGAAGAAUGCUGCGCUGGCGUUUGUGACGCUGGAGCCGGAGAAUGUCGAUUCGUACGUCAGCUUCAGUGGUAUUAUACAGCGUCUGCCAGCGCCGGAACGCUAUCUCCUUGCCGCAAUAUGGGUGUCACUGGUGAGUACGCUAUGCCACGAUUAG
Fulvia fulva is the source of this 1146-nucleotide messenger RNA. Its product is annotated as Carboxypeptidase 2. Lineage: Eukaryota; Fungi; Ascomycota; Dothideomycetes; Mycosphaerellales; Mycosphaerellaceae. The record is from RefSeq and is a predicted model, not a curated record. The coding region runs from base 1 to 1146 and encodes 381 amino acids. The transcript has a single exon.